GCGGACAAGGAGCUGUACACGCUGCGGUACCAGGCCCAGGACGACAGCCGGGAGCUGCUGCUCAAGGCCAUCAUGGUGGACACCAGCAUGAUCCUCAAUGUCAUGGACCGCAGCUCGCUGCAGGUGGCGGACGUGACCUUGAACGUGGCAGACUACGUGGACCCGGAGCACCUGGAUGACUUCCACAUGGUGUACAAGAACGUGGAGGAGCUGAGGACGAGGAUCAUCUCGGGCAUCAUCUCCCCGUUCAGGACCGACGAGGAGAAGGACAACAAGAAGGAGUCCAAGCCGGAGAGUACGGUCCCACCAGCUUCCCACCGCGACUACGACCCCCUGAGGAUCCCGCCCCGGCAGCCCCCGCUCAGUAGGGAGCCCCCCUGGCCAUCUCCCCUGGGCCCCUUUGCAGUGGGCGGAGAGGACCUGGACCCCUUUGGGGGCCGGCGCGGCGGGAUGAUUGCUGACCCACGCAGGUCAGGCUACCCGGUGCCUGGCAUCGACCCCUCGUCUGGCCUCCCAAGCCGGCUUCCUCCAGGGGCAGUUCCACCUGGCGCCAGGUUUGACCCCUUUGGCCCGCCAGGCUCCAAUGCAGCCAGGCCCAACCCGGAUCACCUCCCCCCUCCCGGAUACGACGACAUGUUUAUGUGAGGCGGGCCGGCCCGUGCUCCCGCCAGAGAGGAGUUACCCCUGCCUACGCGAGCGCCUUCCCCUCAUGCCCCUGUUCGGCGGACUGCAGUUCUUUCGGCGGAGGUUUCCUCCCUGCCUUCCACAUCAGCUCUGAGGGACGUCUGCUCACUUCCCCAGCCUUCCCCCUGUCCCCCUGUCAUCUCUCAGCUGCCGAAAUACGACUGCAGUGCUCAGA
Alligator sinensis (Chinese alligator) is the source of this 859-nucleotide messenger RNA. RefSeq names its product proteasome inhibitor subunit 1 (gene PSMF1). The record is from RefSeq and is a predicted model, not a curated record. The transcript is spliced from 6 exons. NCBI's taxonomy places the organism in Eukaryota, Metazoa, Chordata, Crocodylia, Alligatoridae. Gene Ontology annotation, biological process: proteasome-mediated ubiquitin-dependent protein catabolic process. Gene Ontology annotation, molecular function: proteasome binding; endopeptidase inhibitor activity. The coding region runs from base 73 to 645 and encodes 190 amino acids.